GCCGCGAGCACCUUGUUCCCGGAAAGGCAAACAAAGGCAAGGCAUGCGGGGAAACCCAGGCGCAAAGGCGACUCUUGCCGGGAGGCCCUUUCAGACCUUUUCUUCCCCCCGCCCCCGCCCCCGCACGCCGGUCUAUAGACCAGGAUGGCAGCGUGCUAAACCCGAGGCUGGGAUACUUUGGCUAAAUCUGUAGCCCGCACCCAGCUGCAGCCCGGCCUGGCCCAGCCCAGACUUCCCGACCUGAGGCUGGCAAAGCAGGAAGGAGCCGCCCAGGUUGCCCCAGCACCCAAAGCGGCAGGGGUGGGAAAGGAGGGAGUAGCAUGGCGUGCUACAGAGGCGAGUAUUCGGUUUCUGAAGAUAGAUUUCCUGAAUCAAGAAAGUGGCGACCAUUGAUACAUAGGAAAUGCACAGACAAAUUUUGGUUGAUAAUAUUUUUCCUCUUUUGGGCAGGUUUGGUAAGUAAGAGUUCCUGGUCUUGCCUUUGUGUUUACAGUUUGAAUGCUAGCAGUUGUAUACACGGAUCCAAAGCUUCUGAACUUUGUCCCACCCUACCAGUGCCACCAAGUGUGUCUUUUCCGGUGUUUAAUCGAUGUGUUCCACGGAACCUCAAAUGCUAUUCCAAUUUCGCACCUGUAUUAAUAGAUGUGGUAAAUGAGGAGGAUAUCUUUCAUCGUAUUCUGGGUGGGCUUAUGGCAGGAAGAGAUACAGUAAUGGGACUAUGCAUCUUUUCAUUAGUUUUGUCUGCCCUAAUGAUGUUAGCCUUCAGAUGCAUCAAUAUGCUCGUGGUCCAUAUUUUUCUUACAAUAUUUGUAUUUGGAUUAUUAUUUGUCUCAGGUGUUAUGUGGUGGCUUUAUUACAAUAAUAGCAGCGGGCCCAGCAUAGAAUUAGAAACUGAAAAAGAAAAUAUGAAAUUAUUAUAUGGACUUUCUAUUAUAUCUACAGUUAUUGCGGUGAUCCUAAUUGUCCUGAUAGUGUUAUUAAAGAAGAAGAUUCACUUAAUUCUUCAGCUCUUUCACGCUGCCAAUAAAAUAAUUGGCAAAGCCCCCUUUUUGUAUUUUCAGCCUAUUUGGACGUUUGUAAUACUUAUUUUAUUCUGGGUGUAUUGGGUGGCUGUGCUACUUAGCUUAGGAACUGCAGGCAGUGCGCAAGUCAUUUCAGGAGGACAAGUGAAAUACAAAAUUCGAUUUGGAAUCCGCUACAUGUGGUGGUAUCAUUUACUAGGGCUUAUCUGGACAAGUGAAUUUAUUCUUGCAUGUCAGCAAAUGACUGUGGCUGGAACUAUAGUUACUUGCUUCUUCAACCGAAAUAAGAUUAAACUAUCAAGUCAUCCAAUCCUGGGUUCCAUAUCAGUUCUCUUUUGUUAUCAUCUGGGAACAGUUGUGAAAGGGUCCCUUAUAAUCCCAAUAAUGAGAGUCCCAAGGAUUAUUCUAUUGUCUGUUUAUAACAUUCUGAAAAAUAAGGAGAACAUGUGUGCAAGAUGUAUUUUCAAAUGCUGCUUUUGCAGUUACUGGUGCCUAGAAAGAUUUCUUGGAUAUUUAAACCAGAAUGCAUAUGCGGCAACUAUCAUAAAUGGGACAAAUUUUUGUACUUCGGCUAAAGAUGCCAGUGUUAUUUUAUCAAAAAAUGUAACUAGCACCAUGGCAAUCAACUGCUUCAGUGAUUUUGCUGUCUUUCUUGCAAAGAUGUUCGUAGCAUGUUUCACCGUUUUUGGGGGCUUGAUGGCAUUUAACUACCACCAGGAAUUAAAAGUUUGGGCCUUGCCACUGCUGCUGGUUGCCGUUUUCGCUUAUUUCAUUGCCCAUAACUUCUUAUCAGUAUUUCAGACUACAGUGGAUGUUCUUUUCCUUUGCUUUGCUGUUGAUGUAGAAACAAAUGAUGGCUCUUCAGAUAAACCAUACCUAAUGGAUCAAGAUUUAAUGAACUUUGUCUAUCAGAACAGCAAGCUUGCAAAGACCAAAGAAAGAAAUAGAAGAAUAUUUUAUAACAAUGAAAACAGCAUUGAAUUGCAGCUUAUGAGCUGAAAUUGAGAUGGCUUUAAAACUACAUGCAGCAAAGAUAAGAUGAAGAUCAGAGAAAAACAAUUCCCGGAAUUGAUUUGUAUAUUUUGCACUGAAAGAGAUGAUUUGGUCUACUUUUACUUUG
This is a messenger RNA of Pseudonaja textilis, 2142 nucleotides long. Lineage: Eukaryota; Metazoa; Chordata; Lepidosauria; Squamata; Elapidae. The record is from RefSeq and is a predicted model, not a curated record.